AUGUUCGCCCGCCAGCACGACGAGGCUGCGGUGUCAGAUCAGUGAAAUAGAAAAGUGAUGGACUUUGUCCUGUCCAAAGGAUAGAAGACACCUGUGCUCCUGCUUCUGAAUGCUGCAGACACACGGUCCUAACCGGCGCUUACCGUCAGCCGUGGAUGCUGCGUCGAAGGAUGGGAUACUCCGACCCGUCGUCGGGUAAAGAUUUGCUCGGCAACAGAUCUCUAUGUUUCAUAUUUAUUUGCGCAUUUGGACUUGUCACACUACUGCAGCAGAUUCUUUAUGGGAAAAAUUACAUCAAGAGUGCGCAACAGUUUAGCCGACUCAAAGGAGACGAAACAGGAAAUUGGACCGGUCCCAUUAAUUUCUCGGAAGAUGGAUCACUGAAGCCUGCCAGAAAUGGAAGGAAAAGAUGUUUCCGUCAGAAUUUUCAGCCAGAUUCACAGAUCUCCAUAAUAGUCACACCCUGCCUAGCUGAUAUUAAGAAGAAAAAAAUACGCACUCAAAGGUAUCUGGAAACAUACGAGGGCUCCUAUGACUACAACUCCACUGUGUGUAGGGAGCUCAGACAGGAAAUUAUGGAUGUCAAAGUCCUGACAAUGGUGAAAACCUCAGAGUUGUUUGAGAGGUGGCGAAACUUGCAACUGUGUAGGUGGGAGCAGAACAAAGAGGAGACCAGUAACUUUAAGAUGUCUCUGUCUCGCUGCUGUAAUGCUCCUUCCUUUCUAUUCACGACCAAGAGGAACACCCCAGCAGGGACCAAGCUGAGGUACGAAGUGGACACCAGUGGCAUCCUUCCCAUUACCACCGAGGUCUUCAAGAUGUUCCCAGAUGAUAUGCCGUACUCCAAAUCACAGUACAAGAAAUGUGCUGUCAUCGGAAAUGGCGGCAUCAUCAAGAACAGCAAAUGUGGGAAGGAAAUUGACUCGUCAGAUUUUGUAUUUAGAUGCAACAUUCCACCAAUCAAUGAGAAGUUCACAGCUGACGUUGGUACCAAAACAGAUCUGGUUACAAUAAAUCCAAGUAUUAUUACUGAGAGAUUUCAGAAGCUGGAGAAAUGGCGACGGCCAUUUUACGAAGUCCUCCAGAACUAUGAGAACUCCUCAGUGGUUCUUCCCGCCUUCUACAACACCCGCAACACUGACGUGUCCUUCAGAGUCAAAUACAUGCUGGAUGACUUCGACUCCCAGAGAGGCGUGUUCUUUUUCCACCCGCAGUACCUGCUGAACGUGCAGCGGUUCUGGGCGGUUCAGGGUGUCCGGGCCAAACGGCUCAGCAGCGGCCUGAUGCUUGUGACCGCUGCCUUGGAGAUGUGCGAGGAGGUCCACCUCUAUGGAUUCUGGGCGUUUCCCAUGAACCCCUCUGGCGUCUUCAUCACUCACCAUUACUAUGACAACGUGAAACCACGGCCGGGCUUCCACGCUAUGCCCCACGAGAUCUUCAACUUCAUUCACAUGCAUACGCGUGGUAUCAUUAACGUGCACACAGGGUCGUGCACGUAAUCCCUUACCCCUUGGUUAUUUUUUUCCUGUUGAAGAAGAGGUUUGGUUUUCGGGGUGCACACUUCUGUGCUGGCUCUAAUUCCUUUACCUGUUAAAGGUCGCUUGCUUUAAUUGCAAUAUUUCUCUUCAUGACGUGUUACUAUUUUAAAGAACAAAUCACGAUGGUUAGCUGUGACUUCCUAACCAUUAAGAUGCUUGUUUUAAUGUGAAAAGUGGUCUUCAUAGUGAUAUUGUUUCUGUGAAUUUUUUAGUGGUGCUGCUGUACAGAAGCUUUGUUUUCUACUGAACGCUGCACAGAUAUUUACUCUGGAACCGGGCCGCAGUGGGCAUCUGUCUCUGAGACAUUCUUUGUGUCUUGUGAUUCCUUUCUGUCACACACUCUGUGGAUGUGACAGCUUUAAAAAUUUGUGUAUAAACAAACCUGAAUCUUGUUAUUUUUUUUAAAAAUUGAACCUAAAAAUGAUUUUAAAAAUUUAAACAUUCAGUUGUUUACUUUUAUAAUCUAUUUCCCAUUCAUGCAGUGAAUUAUACUUGGUGAGCA
Molecule: messenger RNA, 2040 nt
Organism: Thalassophryne amazonica
Lineage: Eukaryota; Metazoa; Chordata; Actinopteri; Batrachoidiformes; Batrachoididae
Gene: st8sia5
Product: ST8 alpha-N-acetyl-neuraminide alpha-2,8-sialyltransferase 5
Exons: 9
Coding region: 156-1499 (447 amino acids)
Biological process (GO): N-glycan processing; oligosaccharide metabolic process
Molecular function (GO): alpha-N-acetylneuraminate alpha-2,8-sialyltransferase activity
Source: RefSeq, a predicted model, not a curated record